AAUUUUAAUUCAAUCUGAGAUCCCUAGGAUUAAGUCUAUGGGUGGAGUUAGUGUGAGUUUUGCGCUGGGCUAAUCCCACAGGCUGUACGCUCCCUCGGAGACAGAACCCAGGGCAACAAAUGUUACGUCAUCAACGGUCGACCCGGUGCCCCGGAAGUAUCUUUGUUGCGAAUGAGCGACUGGUUUUCAUUCAUUAAGCAAAAAAGCGGUUUGGUUAAAUUAUCAAAACAAGAAUAUUAGUCGAGGUCGAUUUGAACAUCACAACUGAAAUGUUUUAUCAUAUUUCUCUGGAGCAUGAAAUCUUACUACACCCGCGGUAUUUUGGUCCGAACCUCCUUAACACCGUGAAGCAGAAGCUUUUCACAGAAGUGGAGGGGACCUGCACUGGCAAGUAUGGCUUUGUCAUUGCAGUCACCACCAUUGACAACAUUGGGGCAGGUGUAAUCCAACCAGGCAGAGGGUUUGUCCUGUACCCAGUCAAGUACAAGGCCAUUGUUUUCCGCCCAUUUAAAGGGGAAGUGGUGGACGCUGUGGUCACUCAGGUUAACAAGGUCGGACUGUUCACAGAAAUUGGUCCCAUGUCUUGCUUCAUCUCUCGCCAUUCCAUCCCCUCAGAAAUGGAGUUUGACCCCAAUUCUAAUCCUCCUUGUUAUAAGACAGUUGAUGAGGACAUUGUAAUCCAGCAAGAUGAUGAGAUCCGGCUAAAGAUUGUGGGAACAAGAGUGGACAAGAAUGACAUUUUUGCUAUUGGAUCUCUUAUGGAUGAUUAUCUGGGUCUUGUGAGCUGAUUCUCCCCAGAGUAAACACAUCGCAUGGGACACGUUAUGUAGUAGCCUUUCUUUCUUUGUGAAAAUGAAUAUUUUCUUGCAGUAACUGAUAUGGUUUGAUGACAGGUGGUGAAGCCCCAUAGCUACUUUCUUUUAUUAUUAUGCUGUACAGUCAAUAGUUGUAGGUUUUUAUUGGAAGUGAUGCAAGAUUUCAAGAAAAUGUUGUAACCAACAAUACAGAAGUAAUUCUUACACUUGAGUUUUUCAGAUAUAAUUCAUAAUUUCUAUCUGAACUAUAUAUGGUUUGUUUUUUAUUUUGUAUGUGGACUGUAAUAAAGUAUUUUAAUUGUCUUUA
Messenger RNA from Lates calcarifer (barramundi perch), 1122 nucleotides. RefSeq names its product RNA polymerase II subunit G (gene polr2g). Gene Ontology annotation, cellular component: RNA polymerase II, core complex; P-body. Gene Ontology annotation, biological process: positive regulation of translational initiation; DNA-templated transcription; positive regulation of nuclear-transcribed mRNA poly(A) tail shortening. Bases 270 to 788 code for a protein of 172 amino acids. The transcript has 8 exons. Lineage: Eukaryota; Metazoa; Chordata; Actinopteri; Centropomidae. The record is from RefSeq and is a predicted model, not a curated record. Gene Ontology annotation, molecular function: single-stranded RNA binding; translation initiation factor binding; single-stranded DNA binding.